AUGAAGCUGCAGCUGCUGUGUCUGGGGCUGAUCCUGUUGUGCACCCAAGGGGAAGGAAAUAAUGUCGUGACAAACAACAUUGAUCCGAAAAAGAUUUCAGGGAACUGGUAUACUGUUCAACUGGCCUCCGACAAAAGGGAAACACUAGAGGAAGGUGGUAGCAUGAGGGGUUUUCUGGAAAGCGUUGAACCCUUGGAGGACUCCGCCUUGUCCUUUAAAUUCUGGACAUAUGCAAAUGGAGAAUGUCAGGAUGAGGUUUUGAUUGCAGACAAAAGAGGUGAUGGUGAAUAUACUUUUGAGUAUGAUGGAACCAAUACAGUUCGUAUAGCUGAGACAGACUAUGAUAGCUAUAUGAUACUUUAUAUGAAGAAUUUCAAGAAUGGGGAAAAACUUCAACUGCUGGAACUUGACGGCCGAGAACCAGAUGUGAGUGCAGAAGUCAAGAAAAGGUUUGAACACUUAAGUAAAAAAUAUGGAAUAGAUAAGGAAAACAUUAUAGACCUGACCAAAGCUGAUCGCUGUCUCCAGGCCAGAGGUGAAAAGUAA
This is a messenger RNA of Cavia porcellus (domestic guinea pig), 546 nucleotides long. Its product is annotated as major urinary protein 20-like. The transcript is spliced from 6 exons. Gene Ontology annotation, molecular function: small molecule binding; odorant binding. The coding region runs from base 1 to 546 and encodes 181 amino acids. Lineage: Eukaryota; Metazoa; Chordata; Mammalia; Rodentia; Caviidae. The record is from RefSeq and is a predicted model, not a curated record.